GAGAGAGUGAAAGAGAAGGAGGAGUGACAGAGAUGGAAAGGGGGAAGAUAGAGACUCCUUAAGCCAAGUUCUUCUCAACACUUGUUCUGCUACAAAGACUCUCUCUCUCUCUCAUCCUCACACGGACACACACAAACCAGACACACACACACACUAAAAAAAAAAGACAAAGCAGAAGUGGACGCGGACACACGGCUUCAGACGGCGGAGUUGGCUAUGGCUCAGGGCUCUGACAGCAAUGACACGAGUUACAAGUCCCCGUCACCUGGAAGCAGGCCGAGCUCCUCGGACGAUGCGAAGAAGGUGAUGCGGCGAGAGAAGAACCGGAUCGCCGCUCAGAAGAGCAGGAUGAGGCAAACCCAGAGAGCCGACAGCCUGCACUUGGAGAGCGAGAACCUGGAGAAGGAGAACGCCGCCCUGAGGAAGGAGGUGAAGCAGCUGACGGAGGAGGCCAAGUACCUGUCCUCCGUGCUGAGCAGCCACGAGCCCCAGUGCACCGGCCUGGCCCCUCAGACCCCCGACCUCCUCUACCCGCCUCAUCACAGCAGCUACCGCCACCAGCACAUCGCCGUGCCACACUACCAGCACUGACCUGACCGACUGCCGGGGCCGCCGAGGACGUGCCCGCCAACCCGACCAAUGACCUCAAAACGGAGAGAGAGAGAAAGACCAGCUGACUGGAAAUGGGUCUACACGUGUUAACUGUUCCAUGAAGAUUACCACGACCGGCCGGUCCGUCCGCCAAACAGUGACAGUACGGACCCCAAGCUGUGAAAAGCAGCGUUCAAAACUAUUUAUUUCGCUUGUGCUCAUCUCUUUGCUUUCACCUGAUUUAUUAUGAGUGAUCUGUAUGUGAGCUUAAAUGUCGAGUGCGGUUAUCAACCAGUCUGUGUUUACAUUGGGAGAAAAGGAAGAACCUGCCGUACGAUCAGGUGACUCGGGUGGGUACAGGGGAGAGCGCCUGUCGUCACCUUGUCAAGUUUUACUUUCUCGUGUUUAUAAAUGUGUUUCAGUGUGUAAACGCUCAGGAGUAUUUGGACAGAUGUGAUUGUGGACAAAGAGAAUGUUGAGUUGAGAUCCUAAAAAAAAAAAAAAAAGGAAACAUGAAAAAUGGGCAUCCAACGGGGUCUCAACUCGUGUGCUGUCGACAAUACCAAUGUGAUAGAAGAAAAAUGUAUUUAUUAAACGUGGUACCUUUUCAAGGAUAA
Gasterosteus aculeatus aculeatus (three-spined stickleback) is the source of this 1208-nucleotide messenger RNA. RefSeq names its product basic leucine zipper transcription factor, ATF-like (gene batf). The record is from RefSeq and is a predicted model, not a curated record. Lineage: Eukaryota; Metazoa; Chordata; Actinopteri; Perciformes; Gasterosteidae. Gene Ontology annotation, cellular component: nucleus. Gene Ontology annotation, biological process: regulation of transcription by RNA polymerase II. Gene Ontology annotation, molecular function: DNA-binding transcription factor activity, RNA polymerase II-specific; RNA polymerase II cis-regulatory region sequence-specific DNA binding.